AUGUUUUUUAUAAUCUUAUUUCUAUUGGUUUCUGUUGUAAAUACACAAUAUUAUUCUCAACAACAAUAUCCCUCGAAUAAUUAUAAUUCUUGGCUAUCUAAUUCACAAAAUUAUCAACCAUGGAAUCAAGGAAUCCAGCAAAAUCGAGCAUAUGUUCGUGGAAAUCUUUUAAGUGAAGAUACAUCUACAUUACCAUAUGGUUCACAAAUAAUUGUAUCAAUCAAGGAUGUUUCCAUUCAAGAUGUAGCCGCAGGUCCAUUAAAUUCAGUUGUUCUUACUGGAUCUUAUCGAUUUCCAAUCGCUUUUCAAAUUCCAUAUUCAAUCGCACAAAUACAACAAGAUCCAAAUACGGUACGAAGAUAUGCUCUUCAAGCACGCAUUGAAAUAAAUGGUCAACUACUUUAUAUCAAUGAUCAACAGAUUCCAGUACAAUUAAUUCCUGCACCAAUCAAUCCAAUUAAUAUUAUGUUGAAAAAAGUUGGUACACCAAGUUAUCCUGGACCUGAUAUUUCAAUCUAUCCAACAAGACCUCCAACAAUCGGUGGAGUCUACAUAUGUCAAUUGAGACCAGAUCCUGGUCUUUGUUAUGCAAGUAUUGAACAAUAUUAUUUUAAUACUCAGUCGCGUUCAUGUCAGACUUUUACAUGGGGUGGUUGUGGUGGAAAUCAAAAUCGUUUUGCAACUCGAGAUGCAUGUGAACGUACAUGUUCAAUAUAUCGACGACGAAUCCUUAAUAAUAAUGCAAAACAAGCACCAAUUGGUUAA
Molecule: messenger RNA, 765 nt
Organism: Adineta steineri
Lineage: Eukaryota; Metazoa; Rotifera; Eurotatoria; Adinetida; Adinetidae
Source: the annotation of a GenBank genome assembly